This is a messenger RNA of Xiphophorus hellerii (green swordtail), 4204 nucleotides long. RefSeq names its product trichohyalin-like. The record is from RefSeq and is a predicted model, not a curated record. The coding region runs from base 69 to 2471 and encodes 800 amino acids. Lineage: Eukaryota; Metazoa; Chordata; Actinopteri; Cyprinodontiformes; Poeciliidae. Gene Ontology annotation, molecular function: transmembrane signaling receptor activity. Gene Ontology annotation, cellular component: plasma membrane. The transcript has 7 exons.
AAGAAGAAGAAGAAGAAGUCAGCAUCGCAGCAAAGAAAUUACGGAAGACUGAUAUCUGUUUUCACAGGAUGGAGAACAACAGGGAUGAAGACUCUUCUACAGUCAAUGUCAACAAUGGCAAACAUCCUCUUAAUACUGAAGAAGAAAUGAAAUCAUCAGCACUCCGGCUCUCUUCUCUGUUGUUGGUGUGUUUUGGGUUGCUUUGUGCCAUACUGACUGCAAAAUUUGUCUACAUGAGUAUGAUGACGGCCAAUCAGAUGGAAAAUAUCAAAAUCCUUGCAACAGACAAAAAGCGACUUAUUGAGGAACGAAAGAUGAUGAAAAACCAAAUUGAGCAGGUGAUCCGAGACAGACUCCUGAGCCUGUUAAGAGAGAGGCUUACCCGAGAGAGGCUUACUCAAGUCAGCGAGGAGCUGAGCAAUAAGAUAGAGGAGCUGAACCGACAGACAGAGGAGCUGAAGAAAGAGAGAGACGAGCUGAGCAAAGAGAAAGAGGAGGUGAACAAAAAGAAGGAGGAGGUGAACCAAGACAGAGAGGAGCUGAUUAGUAACACACAGGGGCUGAAGAAAGAGAGAGAUGAGCUGAAUAAAGAGCAAGUGAAACAGAGCAAAGAGAAAGAGAAGCUAAAAGAAGAGGAAGAAGAGCUAAGCAAAGAGAAAAAAGAGCUGAGCAAUGAGAAAGAGGAGCUGAGCAAAAGGAAAGAGGAGCUGAAAGAAAAAGAUGAGAGAGCAGGACUUAUUAAAGAGAAAGACAAGCUGAGCAAAGAGAAGAAGGAGCUGAACACUGAGAAAGACAAACUGAAGAAAAAGAAUGACGAGCUGAGCAAAGAGAAAGAGGAAAUAAGAAAAGAGAAAGACGAACUGAACAAAGAAAAAUACAAGCUGAGCAAAGACAAAGAAGAGCUGAGCAAAGAGAAAGACAGACUGAACAAACAGAAAGGAGACCUGAACAAAAUGAAAGCGGAGCUGAUCAAAAAGAAAGAGGGGCUCAGCGAGAAAACAAAGGAGCUGAACAAAGAAAUAAAUAAGCUGAACAAAGAGAAAGAUGAGCUGAGCAAAAAGACAGAGGAGCUGAUCAAAAAGAAAGAGCAGCUAAACAAAGAGGAAGAUGAGCUGAAAAAAGAAGAAGAUAAGUUGAGCAAAAAGAAAGAAGAGUUGAUCAAAAAGAUAGAGGAGCUCAGCAAAAAAAUAAUGGAGCUGAACAAAGAGAAAGCAGGGCUGAGCAAAGAGAAAGAUGAGCUGAGCAAAGAGAAAGCAAAACUGGACAAAGAGAAAGACGAGCUGAGCAAAGACAAAAAGAAGCUGAGCAACGAGAAAGACAAACUGGACAAAGAGAAAGACGAGCUGAGCAAAGACAAAAAGAAGCUGAGCAACGAGAAAGAUGGACUGAACAAAGAGGAAGGCGACCUAAACAAAAUGAAAGUGGAGCAGAGCCAAAAGAAAGGGGAGCUGAGCAAAGAGAAAGAGGAGCUGAACAAAAUGGCAAAGGAGCUGAACAAAGAGAAAGAUGACCUGAGCAAAAAGACAGCAGAGCUGACCAAGAAAACAGAGGAGCUGAACAAAUUGAAAGUGAAUAUGGACAAAGACCUGAACAAAAAUAAAUUAGAGCUGAACAAGGAGAAAGAGGAGCUGAACAAAUUGAAAUUGAAUCUGAACAAAGAGAAAGAUGAGCUGAACAAAAAUAAAGGAAAGUUGAACAAAGAGAAAGAGGAGCUGAACAAAAAGAAAGUGGACUUGAACAAAGAGAAAGAGGAGCUGAACAGACAGAAAGCAGAGCUGAGCACAAAGAAAGCAGAGCUGAGCAAAAAGACAGAGGAGCUGAGCAAAAAGUCAAAGGAUCUGCACAAGGAGAAAGAGGAGCUGAACAAAAUGAAAAAUAUGCUGAGCAAAGAGAAAGAGAAGCUGAACAAAGAGAAAGAGAAGCUGAGAGUACAGAAACAGGAGAUGGAGGAUCGAUGCAAAGACAAAGAUGCCCUGAAAAUCUUCUACAAUUUUGUUAUGACAUUUUCGUCCUUUACAGUUGAAAAAUUCUGCCCUCUACAUAUGAGACCAAAAUGUCUGGAUUGCAGGAAAGGCUGGAUUUCCUUCAGGGGACACUGCUACUGGUUUUCUGAUACAGAUCAAAAUUCGAACUUCUGGAACGUGUCUCGAGAUUUGUGUCAGUAUGAUAGUGGAUAUUUGGCUGUAAUUGAUGAUCUGGAAGAGCAGAAAUUUAUCACCAAGCACGCCAAACCCUACAGUUCUAAAAACCAAGGAUACUGGAUAGGGUUACAUCAUACGCUACCCGGAUGGUUCUGGGUUGAUGGACGUAAGAACACCCUUGAUUUCUGGAUAAAAGGGACUCCUCCUACUUCCGGAGCAGCACUGCAUAUGCCAGAAAAAAAAGCCAAAGAGAGCUGGAGAGCAGAAAACAAUGCAGUGGAGAACAGAUUCAUCUGUGAGCAUCCGAUGACUGUUUGGCCCUAUAACUGACACUGUUCUCUUAAAGCUUCAAUGAGGAACACUCAACUGUGUCACCAUUUUUUGACAAAUGUCAUGAAUGAAAGCACAAUAUCUGAAUGUUUUCUCCCACAUUAAAUGAUUUAAUACAGAUGUGUAUUAAAUCACAUCUUUAAUGUGAUUUAAUACACAUUAAAGAUGUGUAUUAAAUCACAUCUUUAAUCUCCUGGCAUGCUGGAAGGAACAAUGUUUUCAUUAACCUUGUCAGGUUAAAGCAGAAUAUUCCAUUUCAGGCUGAUAAUGUGGCAGCUGAUAAACCUGGCAGGUCUAUCGGCUACAACAUUCUGGUCGCCCUGGUGAAUGUUUAUGCUCCUUAUACAGGUGAUGAGAAUUUUUUAAACAACUAUUUUCUUCUUUACUUGAUCUUGAUAAAUACUCGCUGGUUUAGUGGGCGAUUUGUUGGCUUGACCCAGGUUUGGAUCGCUCAUUAUUAAAAUGAAUGUCAUAAGCAAGUCUGCAUCGGUCAUCCAAACCAUUUUAUCUGAAUGCGGACUGUGUGAUGUGUGCUGUACUUUAAAUCUGGACCAGAGGGAGUACUCUUAUUUCUCAUGUGUUAUUGAAGAAUUGAUUAUUUUAUCACUGAUACUAAAUGCCUGCUGCAGAUCCGAUCCUGUGGCUAUCAAAGCAAAGUUAUUUCAGACUGCGCCCCACUCACUCUGUCCCUGUCCCUUCCUCACUUUCCUAAAGUUUAUUUAGGAUGAGAUGCAUGUCUUUUUUGCUACUAAUUUCUCCCAAGAAACCUCCAGCAUUGUAGUAUGGGAUGCCUUUAAAGCCCAGUUAAUACUGCACGAUUUUGGAAUUGUCGGCCGAUUUUCUAAACCUGAGAGAUGACACACUCGCUGAUUAAAAAUCGCAGGUAUAACGUGUUUGAUCGUAGAGUGUGUGGUUUCACUCACAAACAUUCCAACUCCAGAGAUGAAAUCCUGUAAAAUUCCACGAUAUCAAACCUGAAUUUAGAGUAAGCAAACAUGGGCAAUGACGUUGAAGCAGUAACUGUAGUUUAUUUUAACCAAAAACAGACCCAAUAAAAAGUUAACGCUUUGGAUUAGGAACUGGAGAUCAAAGCGCAAACAAAGGUUAUAUUUGUUGCACUACGAUAUGGAGGUGAGUUGUAUUUUUUCCCCGUUCAACAAACACUACACUAGGUUUAAUUUAUUUUCUGCUCUGUCAUUUAAUUAACCGUAACUACUUAAUUAUACGUUUUUAAGUUGAUGUUGUAUAAUAUGUGCAUGUACUGGGCCUUGUUUCAGAAAGCUGAAUAAUUGAAAAAUCUGAGCAGAUUGAUCUAGAAGAGUGCAAGUCCCGCAUAUUCGCUUUUAGAAAACCAGAUGCCAGUUACACUUAUUUUUUUCCCAACUGAUCGUGGAAGGGUAACGUCUUCCAGCUCCAUUUAUUGAGACUGCAUGGUGAGUUAAUUGCAAAUUUUCUGGCCUCACCUCCGCCGCUCCUGGAGUCGCGUGCGCAAUAUUUGUGCACUUCGCUUGUCACAGUUUAAUGAACUUCUGCACCUAUAUUUUUCUCUAUUUGCCCUUCUAUUUAGACUACAAAUAGAUUAACACAACAUAACAUUUUCUGUAUUUUUCUCUGUUGUGUUAUUACUGCAGACUGAAAUUAAACGUGCCAUUUCAACCAAAAGUUAGAAUGCGCUUCUAAACCAGAAGUACUCUGUGCGAAAAGUUUAUAAUUUUUCUGGGGUUUUCUUAGUU